GGCAAAGGCAACGGCGGCUUCCCCCUUCCCUUCUCCUACCUCCUGUUCUUCCUCCUACCUUCAUCUUCCUUCACUAAUUCCUUGAAAAAAAUCAAGGAAAAGAAAAUAAACGAACAGAUAAGACCUGGGGCUACGUGGCUCAAUCUGUUCCACCAAUCCUCCGCAGCAGGCGACGACAGCAUAUCGGCGGCAGCGACAGGGCACGUCCAUCUUCCCUUGGACCGGCGGCGGCGACAGGGCACGUCCAUCUUCCCUUGGACCGGCAGCGGCGCUGGAGCGCACAGCCUAUGGUUUAUCAACAUGGAAGGGGAUAACAGUGUUGUGAAAUUCACUAACCAGCCGGUAAUCAUUAAGAAGAAAGAAGUAACUAAGAAGAAACAAUCUGGAAAAGCAGUUGCGUCCAAUGGAAAAGAGGCAAAGAAGACAAAGCAGAAGUUGCGUGAUGUUGUACUAGGAAAAAGUGUUGCAGAAUCUGCAAGUGUCGGUUGUGCUUUGAUGGAAGAAUUUGAUCAGUUUGUGGAACACCAAAGUUUGAGCAAAAGAACUGAGGAACUGACUGAGAGUCAAGAAGCUGAAAUGGGGUUUAGCUUGUUUGGUGCUAUUGAGAAAGAAGUUGAAGAAGGUGCAAGAAAUAUCAUGAGCCAAGAUUUUGAAAUAUCUAAUAAUGAUGAACAAUAGUGCAAGUGCUGACAAGAGUAAAAAGGACCGGAGGGAGUAACUAUGAAAGAAAUUCUGACAGUGAAGAUUCUAAUGAAGAUUCAGUAGCUUGUGCUGGUAGUGAAGAUUAUGUGUUCCCUACACCAGAAGAAGCGGAUAGUGCUAGUAGACCAGAAGUUGGUAUGGUCUUCUCAACAUUGGAUGAAUCGCUCCGGUUUGCAAAUGUAUAUGCUCAGUUGAAUGGUUUCGCAUUGAUAAAAGGGAGGAAUUACAAGAAUAGGAAAUUGUAUUUCCAGUGCAACAAAAGUAGGAAAAGACCAAGUGCCAACAGUGGUUUGAGGAAAAGGAAAAGAAACAUCAUUGAAGGCACAAAUUGUCCGAUGAAUAUUAUAGUUAAGUUGGUGGAUGACAAGUGGCACAUUGCAUCAGUUUCUCUUGAGCAUAACCAUGAUCUAGUGAGCUCUCCAUCACUUACAAAAUUUUUCUUAAGCCACAGAAAUAUGAAUGAGGCAGAGAUAAUGUUGUCCAAGUUGCUUCAAGAACACAGAGUGAAACCUAGAAGAAGCAUGAUUAUAUUCUGAAGGCUCUGUGGUGGGAAGUUGGGAAACAUUACCUUUGAUGUGAAGAAGCUAGAUAACUUGAAACAGGGAGAACGGAUCCGUAAGGAGAACACAGAUAUUGAAUGGGCAUUGCAGUAUAUUGAUAAGCUUCAAAUUGAUACUCUUGGUUUCUGCUACAGGUUGCAAAGAGAUACAUACAACACUGUUCUCAGCAUAUUCUAGACGGAUGCUGGAUCCCGAUUGAACUACAGGUUGUUUGGUGAAAUAAUCUCAUUUGACACCACUUACAGCAAAAACAAGUAUAACAUGCCUUUUGCACCUAUAGUUGGAAUUAAUGGCCAUGGUAGAACAAUUGUUUUUGGUUGGGCCCUAUUGCAAGAUGAGACUUCAGACACUUUUGAAUGGCUCUUUCAAAAUUUUAUGGAGGUAAUGCAGUGGAAGAAACCAAGAAUAAUAUUGACAGACGAAGAUGCAGGGAUGAAAGCUACUAUUCCUAAAGUAUUUCCAGAUGCUAGACAUAGGUUCUAUCUUUGGCAUAUAUUUAAGAAUGUUAGGGAAAAUAUGAGUGCUUUUAUGGUACCAGGGAAAAAAUGGAGAAAAAUAUGAUGAAGUGCUUGUUGCAGGCCAUUACUGUUGAGGAAGUUGAAGAAAGAUGGGAGAAAUUUGUUGUGAAGUAUGAGUGUGCUGGGCAUGCUCACAUCAAAGGGGUGUGGGAGAACCAGAUCUUUUUUGUUCCAGAUUAGUUCCAAGGAUUGUUUUGCCCUUUCAUUAGGUCAACCAGCCGUAGUGAAAGUUUCAACUCAAAUUUCAAAGACUAUAUCAGGAGGAAAGAUACUAUAGAGGCAUUCAUGAAACAAUACGUGCUAUUCCAAGAAAAUGUUGUUCACAUUGAAAACCAAGACAGAUUCUUGUCAAAUGAGAAGAGUCCUAUGUUUUGGAGUCAUCAAGCUAUUGAACGGCAUGCAGCAGCAAUAUAUACCCGAGAAAUUUACUUGAAGUUUCUGACAGAAUUAGUGAAUGUGACAGCUUUUAAAGUUAUAGAAGUUGAGAAGGAGAGAGUGUAUGACUUUAAGAAGCACAUAUGGUAUGAAAAACCAGAAUUCACAAGAGAAAUGCUCAGGGUUAAUGUUGACCUUGCUACUGGGUCAUUUCAAUGUUGUUGUGGGAAAUUUGAGCGUGAUGGUAUUGUUUGCUGCCACAUCCUCAGACUUUUUACACAGUUUGACAUUACCCAUAUUCCAGAUAAAUUAAUAGUUGACAGGUGGACUAUUUCUUUCCGAGAAAAGGAACUAGAGAAGUUCAAGAAAGAUAAUGUGUUGUUUGGAGGUGAUGAUCAAUCACAUAAUGUUGUUAGGUAUGCUAUCCUAAUGAGUAAAGUUGGGGAUGCUUGCUCAGACAUCAGCAAAGAUUCUGAGCUUAGUAAAGAACUCCAUGAUGUUGUUGCUCAAAUUCAUGGCAAGUAUUUGCAGGGAAAGAAACAACAAGAGAAAGUGCAAACUGAGAAUUCAUUGAAAGAUCCUCCUAUACGGUCAUCAAAGUCUAUCAACAAAGUGCAAACUGAUGAUUCAUUGAAAGAUCCUCCUGUGCGGUCAUCAAAGUCUGUCAACAAAGGAGAAAGAUUGAAACCACAAUCUAAAAAGAAAUCUAGGAAGAAAUCUACUAUAAAGAAGAAGACUAGUUGAAGAUUCACACUGUAAAUGAAUCAUUUUUGGUCCUGCAAAAAGGGAGACAAAAAUAAAACUGUUUCAAUCAUUUUAGAUGAAUUAUGAUUGUUGUGCGCAUGAAGAGAAUGAUAAUUUACACUUGUUAUAAUUAAAUUUGAGCUUGAACUAUUUGUUUUUGUUUGUGCUAAGAACAAGAGUGGAAGUAGAUUUCUUAUUUGUUAUC
Triticum urartu is the source of this 3104-nucleotide messenger RNA. RefSeq lists its product as uncharacterized. Lineage: Eukaryota; Viridiplantae; Streptophyta; Magnoliopsida; Poales; Poaceae. The record is from RefSeq and is a predicted model, not a curated record.